GUUGGACCGGGAAACAAUAGAGGGAGACGAGGCCCCGGGAACAGCGACAUCGAGAGAAAGCAGCGGAAGGGGGGGGGUGGAGGGGGAGGCAGCGCGCGAGGAGUGACGCCGCAGCGCGCCGCAGCACCGCAUUCUCUCCCCGGCUCUCCCGCUCCCCUCGCGCCCGCGGAUUGUACUCGACCCGCUGGCCGGAAUGAACCCCGCGGAAGCGGCCGAGGAGGCGCCCGGCGACCCGGACACGGACGCCUUCUUCAAAGCAGGGUCGCUGAGGACCGAAGGCAUCAAGGCCUCUGAUGUUCUCCCCGUGUUGAAGGAGAAAGUGGCCUUCGUGUCAGGUGGGCGGGACAAAAGAGGCGGCCCCAUCCUGACGUUUCCUGCCCGGAGUAACCACGACCGAAUAAAGCAGGAGGACCUGAGGAGGCUGGUGACGUACCUCUCUACCGUCCCCAGCGAGGACGUCUGCAAGCGGGGUUUCACCGUCAUCAUCGACAUGCGCGGCUCCAAGUGGGAGCUGAUCAAGCCGCUGCUGAAGACGCUGCAGGAGUUCUUCCCGGCGGAGAUCUGCGUGGCGCUCAUCAUCAAACCGGACAACUUCUGGCAGAAACAGAAGACCAACUUCGGCAGCGCCAAGUUCUCCUUUGAGACCAGCAUGGUGUCCGUUGAAGGUCUGGCCAAACUGGUGGACCCCUCCCAGCUGACGGAGGACUUCGAAGGCUCUCUGGACUACAACCACGAGGAGUGGAUGGAGCUCAGGGUCUCUCUGGAGGAGUUCAUGUCCAACGCCGUUCACCUGCUGUCCAGACUGGAAGACCUGCAGGAGCUUCAGUCCAAGAAGGAGUUUCCGACGGACGUGGAGGGAUCUCGUCGGCUGAUAGACGAGCACACGCAGCUGAAGAAAAAGGUGCUGAAGGCCCCGGUGGAGGAGUUGGACCGGGAGGGCCAGAGGCUGCUGCAGUGCAUCCGAUCUAGUGAUGGUUUUUCAGGGAGGAACUGCAUCUCAGGCUCUGCUGACUUCCAGAGCUUGGUGCCCAAGGUGGCCAGUCUGCUGGAUAAGCUUCACUCCACCAGGCAGCAUCUCCAUCAGAUGUGGCACGUCAGGAAGCUGAAGUUGGACCAGUGCUUCCAGCUGCGUCUGUUCGAACAGGACGCCGAGAAGAUGUUCGACUGGAUCCGUCACAACAAGGAGGUGUUCCUGCAGAGCCACACGGAGAUCGGCCGAGCGUACCAGCACGCCGUGGAGCUGCAGACUCAGCACAACCACUUUGCCAUGAACUCCAUGGUAGCUACUAAUGCCUACGUGAACAUCAACAGAAUCAUGUCGGUGGCGAGCCGCCUGGCGGAGGCCGGCCACUACGCCUCCACGCAGAUAAAACAGAUCUCCACUCAGCUGGACCUGGACUGGAAAGGUUUCGCCGCCGCGCUGGACGAGCGCUCCACCAUCCUCGCCAUGUCGUCCGUCUUUCACCAGAAGGCCGAGCAGUUCCUGUCGGAGGUGGAGGCCUGGUGCAAAGUCUGCAAUGAGGGGGGGCUGCCGUCCGAGAUGCAGGAGCUGGAGAUCGCCAUCCACCGCCACCAGAGCCUGUACGAGCAGGUCACGCAGGCUUACACCGAGGUCAGCCAGGACGGUAAAGCCCUCCUGGACGUCCUGCAGAGGCCUCUGGGUCCCGGCAACUCCGAGUCGCUGACGGCCACGGCCAACUACUCCAAAGCGGUUCACUGCAUCCUGGACGUGGUUCACGAGGUUCUCCACCAUCAGCGGCGUCUGGAGAACAUCUGGCAGCAUCGAAAGGUCCGACUGCACCAGAGGCUGCAGCUGUGUGUGUUCCAGCAGGAUGUGCAGCAGGUGAUGGACUGGAUAGAAAACCACGGCGAGGCUUUCCUCAGCAAACACACCGGGGUGGGCAAGUCCCUUCACCGCGCCCGCGCCCUGCAGAAGAGACACGACGACUUUGAGGACGUCGCUCAGAACACGUACACUAAUGCAGACAAGCUGUUGGAGGCCGCCGAGCAGCUGGCUCAGACGGGCGAGUGCGACCCCGAGGAGAUAUACAAGGCGGCCCGGCACCUGGAAGUCCGAAUCCAGGACUUUGUCCGCCGGGUGGAACACAGGAAGCUGCUGCUCGACAUGUCCGUGUCCUUCCACACACACACCAAGGAGCUGUGGUCGUGGAUGGAGGAGCUGCAGAAGCAGCUGUUGGACGAAGUGUGCUGCGACUCAGUGGACUCGGUGCAGACUCUGAUCCAGCAGUUCCAGCAGCAGCAGACGGCCACGCUGGAGGCAACGCUCAACGUGAUUAAAGAGGGAGAGGAAUUGAUACAGCAGCUCAGAGAUGCAGCCAUGUCGACCAAUAAGACACCUCACUGCAGUUCCAUCGCACACAUCCAGGGGGUGCUGCAGCAGCUGGACGAGGCCCAGGGCCAGAUGGAGGAACUCUUCCACGAACGCAAAAUCAAGCUGGACAUCUUCCUCCAGCUCCGCAUUUUCGAGCAGUACACCAUAGAGGUCACGGCGGAGUUGGACGCCUGGAACGAGGAUCUGUCUCGUCAGCUGAGCGACACCGGCCGAUCGGGCAGCGGCUCGGGCAGCGGCUCGGGCAGCGGCGGAGGCGGAGCCUCGUCGGCCGGCGCGGAGGACAUCGGCCUGGCAGAGCAGCGGCUGAAGCGCCACGCCGAGAGGAAGGCGGCCAUGAACAACAUGACCUACGAAGUGAUGCAGCAGGGUCAAGACCUGCACCAGUACAUCAUGGAGGUCCAGGCCUCAGGCAUCGAGCUGACGGGGGAGAAGGACAUGGACUUGGCCUCUCAGGUCCAGGAGCUGUUGGAGUUCCUCCACGAGAAGCAGCAGGAGGUGGAGCUCAACGCGCAGCUCACGCACGCGCGCCUGGAGCAGAUCCUGCAGCUGCGCCACCUGCAGGCCGAGGUCAAGCAGGUGUUGGGUUGGAUCCGUAACGGGGAGUCCAUGUUGAACGCCAGCAUGGUGAACGCCAGCUCUCUGUCUGAGGCCGAGCAGCUGCAGAGGGAGCAUGAGCAGUUCCAGAUGGCCAUAGAGUCUCUCUUCCAUGCCAACUCCCUCCAGAAGACCCAUCAGAGCGCCUUGCAGGUCCAGCAGAAGGCUGAGAUGAUGCUGCAGGCAGGCCACUACGAUCCGGAGGCGAUCCGAGGCUGCGCGGAGAAGGUGGCGGUUCACUGGCAGCAGCUGAUGCUGAAGAUGGAGGACCGGCUGAAGCUCGUCAACGCGUCGGUGGCCUUUUACAAGACGUCCGAACAGGUGUGCAGCGUGCUGGAGAGCCUGGAGCAGGAGUACCGCCGCGAUGAGGACUGGUGCGGCAGCCACGACAAAGUGGGAGCGUCGGCGGACUGCGAGCACCUCCUGCCUCUGAUCAGCAAACAUCUGGAGCAGAAAGAGGCUUUCCUCAAGGCGUGCACUCUGGCCCGGAGGAACGCAGAGGUCUUCCUGAAGUACAUCCACAGGAACAACGUGAGCAUGCCGGGAGCCGCCGGCCACACCAGAGGGCCCGAGCAGCAGGUCAAAGCCAUCCUCAACGAGCUGCUGCAGAGAGAGAACAGGGUCCUUCACUUCUGGACCUUAAAGAAACGGCGGCUGGACCAGUGUCAGCAGUACUUGGUGUUUGAACGCAGUGCCAAACAGGCGUUGGACUGGAUCCAAGAGACGGGUGAAGUUUACCUGGCCACACACACGUCCCCCGGUGAAAGCGGCGAGGAAACGCAGCAGCUCCUCAGCGACUACCGUCACUUCAGACUCACCGCCAAGCAAACCAAGGACAAGGUGAAGCUGCUGAUCCAGCUGGCGGACAACCUGGUGGAGAAAGGCCACGCCCACGUGUCGGAGCUGAAGCGCUGGGUCAGCGCGGUGGACCGCCGGUACCGGGACUUCUCGCUCCGCAUGGGCAAGUACCAGGAGAGCCUGGAGAGGAGCCUGGGCGUGAGCUCCGAGGACAACAAGGACCUGGAGCUGGACACCAUCCCGGCCAGCCUCACGGACGACGCCGAGGUCAAACUGCGUGACCCCAACCCCGAGGUCAACGAGGAGAAGAGGAAGUCCGCCCGGAAGAAAGAGUUCAUCAUGGCGGAGCUGCUGCAGACGGAGAAGACCUACGUCAGAGACCUCCAGGAGUGCCUCGAGACCUACCUGUGGGAGAUGAACAGCGGCGCGGAGGAGAUUCCUCCGGGCAUCGCCGGCAAGGAGCACGUCGUCUUCGGCAACAUGCAGGACAUCUGGGACUUCCACCACAACAUCUUCCUGAAGGAGCUGGUGAACUACGAGCAGCUACCAGAGGACGUUGGUCACUGCUUCGUCACCUGGGCUGAUAAGUUCCACAUUUACGUGGAUUACUGUAAGAACAAACCCGACUCCAGUCAGCUGAUCCUGGAGCACGCCGGCUCCUUCUUCGACGACGUUCAGCAGAGACGUGGACUCGCUAACUCCAUCUCGUCCUACCUCAUCAAACCAGUGCAGAGGAUCACCAAGUACCAGCUGCUGCUCAAGGAGUUGCUGUCCUGUUGUGAGGAGGGAAAAGGGGAGAUUAAGGACGGUUUGGAUGUGAUGCUCAGUGUUCCUAAGAGAGCAAACGACGCCAUGCAUCUGGCCAUGAUGGAGGGCUUUGAGGAAAACCUUGAGGUGCAAGGCGAGCUGAUCCUGCAGGACAGCUUCCAGGUUUGGGACCCGCGCUCGCUGAUCAGGAAGGGGCGGGACCGACACCUCUUCCUGUUCGAGUUCUCCCUGGUCUUCAGCAAGGAGAUCAAAGACUCAGCGGGCAGAACAAAGUACCAGUACAAGAACAAACUGCUGACGUCAGAGUUGGGGUUGACGGAGCACGUCGAGGGCGAUCCGUGUAAAUUUGCCCUGUGGGCCGGAAGAACCCCCUCCUCCGAUAACAAAACGGUGCUAAAGGCGCCGAACAUGGAGGCCAAACAGGAGUGGAUUAAAAACAUCAGGGAGGUGAUCCAGGAGAGGAUGACUCACCUGAAGGGGGCGCUGAAGGAGCCUCUUCACCUGCCCAAAGCACCGGCUCUGUCCAAACCCAGGAACAACGCCAAGAGGGACGGGGGGGAAGACGGAGACAGUCAGGGAGACGGAGGCAGCCAACCGGACACCAUCUCCAUCGCCUCCAGGACGUCCCAGAACACCGUGGACAGCGACAAGCUCUCUGGAGGAUGCGAGCUGACCGUGGUCCUUCAGGACUUCACAGCCGGAUGCAGCACAGAGAUGUCCGUCAGCACCGGCCAGACGGUGGAGCUGUUGGAGCGGCCGAGCGAGCGGCCCGGCUGGUGUCUGGUCCGGACCACCGAGCGCAGCCCGCCGCAGGAGGGCCUGGUCCCGAGCGCCGCCCUCUGCGUGUCCCACUCGCGCUCCAGCGUGGAGAUGGACUGCUUCUUCGGCUCGGGGAAAGAAAACUACACCGUCAGCGGCCCCGAUGGAAAGACGGAGUCCGUGACCAACCUCCAGCCGCAGCCGUCCCUCAACUCGCUGCAGUCCAGCUCUCCGGGCCCCAAGCGCUCCACGAACACUCUGAGGAAGUGGCUGACGAGUCCGGUGCGCCGCCUCAGCCACGGCAGCUCCGUCAAGAAGCUCCCCGGCAACAAACAGAAGAAGGGCGGAACAGGAAGAGAGGAAAGCAGGAAAAGUAUUGACCUCGGACAACCUGACCCGAACCAGCCGGAUGACAUCAUCGAUGAGGGGUCCCACGGUAAGGAGAGCAACCUCCUCUCUAGGACCCCCUCUGGGAUGCAGAGCGGUGGGGAGGAGGAGCAGGACGAGGAGGCCCACAACCCUCUGCCCCCCCCCAUGGAGAUCAUCAAGGACUCCUCGGCUCAGGACGACAAGUCUUCAUCCUUGCUAACGUCUCUGCAGUCGUCCUCUGAGGUGCCCAGCGCCGCAGAGCUGGUUAGCGCCAUAGAAAAACUGGUUAAAACCAAGAUGACUCUGGAGCCCGGAGCGUACCCCGGCUUCUCGCCUCUGUCCCCACCGGAACAAACCACCGCCGUCCAGCCCCGGAACCCUGAGCUGGAGCAGAGAGCCAAAGCCAUGAGAGGACGCAUGUUUGUCCUGAACGAGCUGAUUCAGACGGAGAAGGACUACGUCAAAGACCUGGGCAUCGUGGUGGAGUGCUUCAUGAAAAAGAUCGAGGAGAAGGGCGUCCCCGACGACAUGAAAGGGAAGGACAAAAUCGUCUUCGGGAACAUCCACCAGAUCUACGACUGGCACAGAGACUUCUUCGUCGGAGAGCUGGAGAAGUGCCUGGAGGACCACGAACACCUUCCUGAGCUCUUCAUCAAACACGAAAGGAGACUCCACAUGUACGUGAUUUAUUGUCAGAAUAAGCCGAAGUCAGAGUUCAUUGUUGCAGAAUACGACACCUUUUUUGAUGCAAUCCAGCAGGAAUCCCAGUCCAGGUUUACCAUCAGUGACUUCCUCAUCAAACCAAUCCAGAGAAUUACCAAGUACCAGCUAUUGCUGAAGGACUUCCUGAAGUACAGCUCUAAGGCCGGCAUCGACUGCGAACAAAUCGAGAAAGCGGUAGAUUUGAUGUCUCAGGUCCCUAAGCUGUGUAACGACAUGAUGAAUUUGGGCCGGCUGCAGGGAUACGAGGGCAAGCUGAUGUGUCAGGGAAAGCUGCUGCAGCAGGAGACCUUCUUUGUGAUUGAGCAGGACACCGGCGUCCUGUCGCGCUCCAAAGAACGCCGGGUCUUCCUCUUCGAGCAGAUCGUCAUCUUCAGCGAGCUGCUCAGGAAAGGAUCGUCCACGCCCGGGUACCAGUUCAAGAAGAGCAUCAAGGUGUGCUUCCUGGGUCUGGAGGAAAGCGUGGACAACGAUCCCUGUAAGUUCGUCUUGUCGUGUCGCGGCUCGUCUGAUCGCUUCACGCUGCAGGCCGCCAAUGUCGACAUCAAGCAGAUCUGGGUCCGACACAUCCAGGACGUGCUGGAUGCUCAGAGCAACUUCCUGUCUGCUCUCCAGUCCCCCAUUGAGUACCAGAAGGAGAAGGGCAGCAGCUCCUCGCUGAACAGAAACCGCUCGUUAUCGGGGAACCGACCGUCCGUGGGGCAUCACAGCCGCCCGUCGUCGGCGGUCGGGUUUGGUGAAAAGGAGGCGGAGCGAGGGAGGACCCCGAUUAGGGUGUCUACCUCGAACGGCGGGUCAACGUGCUUCGAGUCCAGGGACUUUGACGGCGGCUGCAACGGCGUCUCCUCCACCAUGUCGGUCUCCCGGGACUACUCGGCGCUCAAGGAGAACGAGAUCUGCGUCAGUCAGGGAGAGACGGUCCAGAUCCUGGCCACCAAUCAGCAGAACAUGUACCUGGUCUACCGGCCGGCCAACAGCCAGUCGCCGGCCGCGGAGGGCUGGGUGCCGGGACACAUCCUGGGCCCGCUCACAAAGCCCAUAAAAGACUCCGCUUCCACCUCCUCCUUCUCGGCGGCGGUGGCCGACGCCAACAACAUCAAGAAGUCUCUGUCAUGGAACACGCUGCGUGCCCGGAAGCGCGCCAAGGACGUCUCCUCGUUGGCGGUCAGAGGUCCGGAGAACGGCCUCCUCCGUAAGCCCAAAGAAGGCGGCGCCGCCGCCCCCCCUGUCGCCUCCCCGGCCACCAGGUCAAAGGGCAAAGACGCUCACACUUCAGACGAGUCCGACUGUGACGAUGACCUUGACCCAAACGCCGGCAUGCAGCUUCUCAACCCAAAUUUCAUCCAGGAAGUGGCACCAGAGUUCCUGGUCGUCCUGUCGGACGUGGUCUGCGCGUUCGGGGAGACCGUGGUCCUCUGCUGUAAAGUGUGCGGGCGGCCCAAACCCUCUGUCACCCUGAAGGGGCCCGACCAGAACCCGGUGACCAGCAACGCCCGCUUCACCAUCGACAUCGGGGAUACGGGCGACAUCUUGUUGAAAAUCUGUAACCUGAUGCCUCAGGACACCGGCAUCUACACCUGCGUUGCCGUUAACGACCACGGCUCUGCCUCCUCCUCCGCCUCCAUUAAAGUGCAAGGCAUCCCAGCAUCCCCUGGGAGGCCGGUGGCCCAGGAGGCCAGCAGCACCGCGGUGAUGAUCCACUGGCCGCCUCCGGCCUCCUCGGCUCACUGUGCCGUCAGCAGCUACACCGUUGAGUACAGACAGGAAGACUCGUUGCUAUGGCAACAGGUGGCCAGCAGCAGAGAGGAGUGCGUUCAGAUCGAUGCUCUGAUCCCCGGAGGUCACUAUCAGUUCAGAGUGCGAGCCUCCAACCGCUGGGGGGUCGGCCCGCCGUCCGAGCCCUCCAAUAUGAUCACUCUGCCCAGCAGCAACUCCGGGUACGAUGGAACUGGGAUCCAGUGGAAAGAAAACUUUGAGUCGACCUUCUCUGAGAUGUGUGAGAUUGGAAGGGGAAGAUUUUCUGUCGUGAGAAAAUGUCUCAACAAGUCUACAAAGAAAGAGGUUGCGGUCAAGUUUGUGAGCAAAAAGAUGCAGAAGAAGGAGCAGGUGGCGCACGAGGCGGACGUCCUCCGCCACGUGCAGCAUCACCAGCUGGUGGCGCUGUUGGACACGUACGAGUCUCCCACCUCUCUGAUGCUGAUCCUCGAGCUGCUGGAGGACGGCCGUCUGCUCGACUACCUGGUCGCCCACGACGAGCUGAUGGAGGAGAAGGUGGCCUUCUUCGUCAGAGAGACGCUGGAGGCCCUGCAGCACCUUCACACCUGCCGAGUGGCUCACCUGGAUCUAAAGCCCGAGAACAUCCUGGUGGACCUCCGCUCUCCCACGCCGGGCGUCAAGCUCGUCGACCUCGGCGACGCCGUCCAGCUGUCCGCCCACCGCCGCUACGUCCACCUGCUGCUCGGGAACCCGGAGUUCGCCGCGCCGGAGCUGAUCCGCGGGACGCCCGUCUCCGUGGCCACGGACGCGUGGAGCGUCGGCGUGCUGGCCUACGUGGCGCUCAGCGGGGUGUCCCCCUUCCUGGACGAGUCGCCGGAGGAGACCUGCGUCAACAUCUGCCGCCUGGACUUCUGCUUCCCGGACGAAUACUUCCGCCACGUCAGCCAGGCGGCGCGGGACUUUGUGUCCUCGGCGCUGCAGCAGGAUCCCAGGAAGAGGCCGAGCGCCACCUCCUGCCUGCAGCACCCGUGGGUGGGCCGCGGGGGCGCGCACGGGGGGGAGUACUCCAAGACCCCCCUGGACACGACGCGAUUGGCCACGUUUAUCGAGCGAAGGAGACAACUGAACGACGUUCGGCCCGUGACUAACAUCAAAGCGCUGGUGAGCAGCAGCAUGGGCAACACGCUGUGACGCCCCCCCCCCGGGACCCCCCCCCGCCACCACCCACUGUGCAUAUGAAGCUCCAGUGGGGAGGAGAUGAUUGCACCCGAUUUCCUCAUUGAUGAAGGACCUCUGCCCCCGCUGGGCGAAACGUAGAUGAUGUGAAUUCUUUGGCUUCUGUGAUAUUUAGUUUCUGACCCGUAAACCUUCUAGAACCCAAAGAAACGAGCAUUUAGAAAACACACUGUGAGCAGGCGUAACGUCAACAUCUUAGUUUAUAUUUGUAGCUUUUAUUUUUCCAGGGACAGAUGAUAUAUUGGAGGCGAGAGAGCUUUGUGUCACGGAAGUCCUCUUUUUUUUUUCAGGCCUGUUGCUACGCAACAGACAACUCAACGUAUCUGACACAUCUGUCGGGGAGGUUGUAACCGACUGAAACCAGAUGUGUCGGAGAACCGAUGUAGACGCCAAACGUGCAAAAGUUUGGUUUGUCCCCCCAGGUGGUUGUACACGGCUAAACGUCCGCAUUGAUAUUGUCAUCUCCAGUGACCUUUAACCUUUUUAAAGAGUCUUGCCUGUUUCAAAAAGCGAUGUGACGGAUCGUAGCUGAAUCCGAGCAGUUGGUAAACGGGGGUUCGGUCGCCGUUCUUGUCCCUGGUCGACGUCUCCCUAAAGGACGCUUUGCUGUGGACCGUCGGUGCAGAUUGUUGGGGAUCAGGUGGGACGCUUCAUGAGGACGUUUGGGCGGAACAAGCGGCUUUUACUCGGUGUUUAACGUGUGCUGGUGUUCAUGAGGAAACAAUCAUUCGAUCAUUCUUGCCUCUUUUGGGAGAAAUCUUUUCUCCCAAAAAUAUAAAAGUGUCUCCGGCACGGCAGUCAACAAAGAAGGAAAGAAUAACCAGAUUUAAAAAGAAAACAUGAACUCUUUUAAGCUCAACAGCACAUUAACAAGUGGAACAGCGAUUUAAACCACCAACAUUUGAAGGCUUCCUGCAAAAACUGGAUUUGAAAGCGUUGGACUUUGCUAUAAUACGCCUUUAUUUAUGAUGUUUAUUUAUUUUCAGGACAUUCAUUCAGUGAAGUUUGCAUGUUGACCCGGAGCAGCCCGGCCUCCGCUUUAGACGAGUUGCACUGUGCAGCGACGGAGUUUACACCAAAUCACGGACUGAACCGGAAACCCGCGAUGAACUGGGUUAAUAGCUGGAGUGAGAUGCUGCAGGAUCUCCCCCCGGGGGCUCAGGGGCUGCAUGGAGACUGGGACCCUACAAGCUGUUCCUUUCGCUGUUUACAAACAAACGUAGAAUCAUCAGGGAAAACCUGCAUGUGAAAUCAGACAUCAGGUUAGAAAUCGAGUUUCCGUCGGUCUGCCGGCCGCCGUGUGGAGGAAGCGGCCGGUGUGUUUGGGUCCAUUUCUCUUGAUUUCCCACAGAAGAGUCCGUCUGCUGUCUCGUUUCUACUCACGAAUGUACAAAAAAAAAAAUAUAGAAAUGUAGAAUGUGUCCUCUGCUUUCACAAUGCCCCCCCCCCCCUCCUACCCCCCCUCAGCGAGCAUUCAGAGUUCUGCAGCGGUAAGCAUUUAUUUCCGUGCAGCCGGGGGUGCAGGACGGAGCAGACACAAGCCGGUCAGGCCUCUGUCGACCUUUUUGUGUAGUAAAACAACACGUGUGCAGUUCCACAGGAUGAUGUCAUCGUCGAGCAUGGCAGCAAACCCGCCCCACUUCUGAAACGUCUUCAUUAUCUCUCUUAAAACGUGGUUGAAAAUAAACGUGCUGGCGGGUCAACGCUGAUGUUGCUAAAUGUUGAAAGCGUGAGUCUCUUUGUUAACUGAUGGUGUAAUAAAUACUACUCGCAGCUCAGCGCGAAGCCAGUUCACAUGCUGCUGCUUUGGAGCAUUCAUUGCAUUCUAAUGUAUAAACUCUAGAAUAUUAGUUUCCUUUCUGAAAUACGACCUUUUCCAAUUCAGCUCAUUGUUUUUUUACUUAGAAUAAAUUAAUAUUAAUAAUAUUGACUGGAUUUAUGUGUAAACAACCAAUGCAAACAACACAUUCAAACUGAGAAAUGGAGCGUGGAGUCGACGUGGAAGCAUCCCUCCUAAAAGCCGUGAUGAGCGCAUGAAUCUGCAGCCAGACACGCAAAUGGAAUAGAAAUUAAAAAAGGUAUGAAUUUUGUAAGUGCAGCAAGUAAAAGUACUUGUUUCAAUAUAUUUAUUCAGUUAUUUAAAAAUGAAUGCGCGAUCAGUGAACUGUAAUUCACUUAUUGAUCUCAUCCCCCCCAUCAGCCGUUGCUGUGUGAGAGCAGCACGGCUGCUUUGUUACUCUUUGCUAAUAAAGAACCUGCUUGUUUGUCGU
This is a messenger RNA of Gasterosteus aculeatus aculeatus (three-spined stickleback), 11583 nucleotides long. It is a transcript of the gene kalrna, whose product is annotated as kalirin RhoGEF kinase a. The record is from RefSeq and is a predicted model, not a curated record. Gene Ontology annotation, biological process: intracellular signal transduction; protein phosphorylation; axon guidance. Gene Ontology annotation, molecular function: protein binding; protein kinase activity; guanyl-nucleotide exchange factor activity. Gene Ontology annotation, cellular component: postsynaptic density; extrinsic component of membrane; cytoplasm. NCBI's taxonomy places the organism in Eukaryota, Metazoa, Chordata, Actinopteri, Perciformes, Gasterosteidae.